Messenger RNA from Lactuca virosa, 542 nucleotides. Lineage: Eukaryota; Viridiplantae; Streptophyta; Magnoliopsida; Asterales; Asteraceae. The record is from the annotation of a GenBank genome assembly.
AUGGUUUUAACAGCCACGAGAACCUCCAACGUGGCAUUGGUCAUUUGUUCAUUGUUAUCGAUAAAAGAUGAAGACGGUUUCUGGGAAAAUUGUAUCUUUGAAGCCUGUCAAUCUCUCCAAAGCUGCGAAUAUCUUGUCAAAAUUUGUAACCUCCGAGAAUGGAGCUUCACAACCGGUGUCUGCUUACCUCCGUCGUGCUUCUGUGGCAUUUAACGAGCUUGUAUACUUUAAAAAGCACCACGCGCUGAAGAAAAAACCAAAGGAUGAAACUUCAACCAUAUCUGAUAUAAGCCAUAGGGAUGUAGAAGAAGAUGAGGGUAAAUUGAGAAAGAAAGAAAAGAAAAAGAAGAGGAAGAAUGCAGAGGUUGAUGGAGGAGAAAUUGGUAAUUUGGAAGCGCCCGAAAGGAAGAAGAGAAGGAAAACUUGAAGGUGAUGAAUAGGCAUAUGAAAAUUCGAUAAAGAUUUCAUUAUUGAGUACCUUAUUUAGCUUCUAGAUAAUUUUGAUGGUGGUGAUAAACUAGUUUCUUGAUUAUUAUUAUUAU